Messenger RNA from Nerophis ophidion (straightnose pipefish), 1577 nucleotides. RefSeq names its product histone deacetylase 3 (gene hdac3). Gene Ontology annotation, molecular function: histone deacetylase activity. The record is from RefSeq and is a predicted model, not a curated record. The coding region runs from base 154 to 1440 and encodes 428 amino acids. Lineage: Eukaryota; Metazoa; Chordata; Actinopteri; Syngnathiformes; Syngnathidae. The transcript has 15 exons.
CCCCGCCCUUCUCUGUUGUCAUUGUCGCUGUUUGAUGACGUACGCCACACGGAUUGUACCAUGGCGACCGACUCUACAAAUUGACUAACAAAAAUGGCAUUUUUAUAGCUGUAAGGUCGUCUGCAAAAUUAGAAAAAUAACAUUUUACUGAGUAUGACGAACAGAACGUCUUAUUUCUAUGACCCGGACGUGGGCAACUUUCAUUACGGUGCUGGUCAUCCUAUGAAGCCUCACCGGUUAUCCCUGACUCACAGUCUGGUGCUGCACUAUGGACUCUACAAAAAAAUGAUGGUGUUUAAGCCAUACAAAGCGUCACAGCACGACAUGUGUCGCUUCCAUUCGGAAGACUACAUAGACUUCUUGCAGAAGGUCAGCCCCAACAACAUGCAGGGCUUCACCAAGAGCCUCAACACAUUUAAUGUUGGAGAUGACUGUCCUGUCUUUCCAGGUCUUUUUGAGUUCUGCUCCAGAUACACAGGAGCCUCAUUGCAAGGUGCUACACAACUCAACCAUAAGAUCUGUGACAUCGCCAUCAACUGGGCAGGAGGACUGCAUCAUGCCAAGAAGUUUGAGGCGUCUGGAUUUUGUUACGUCAACGACAUUGUCAUUAGUAUACUGGAGCUUCUCAAAUACCACCCUAGGGUCCUGUACAUCGACAUAGACAUUCAUCAUGGUGACGGUGUGCAGGAAGCCUUCUAUUUGACGGAUCGGGUCAUGACUGUGUCGUUCCACAAAUACGGGAACUACUUUUUUCCAGGGACAGGUGACAUGUACGAGGUCGGAGCAGAGAGUGGCCGCUACUACUGCCUCAAUGUUCCUCUCAGGGACGGCAUUGAUGACCAGAGCUAUAGGCAGUUGUUCCAGCCAGUCAUUAAACAAGUAGUGGAUUUCUACCAGCCUACUUGCAUCGUUCUACAGUGCGGAGCAGAUUCUCUGGGCUGUGACAGGCUGGGCUGCUUCAACCUCAGCAUACGAGGACACGGCGAGUGUGUGGAGUUUGUGAAGAGCUUCAAGAUUCCUCUGCUGGUUCUGGGAGGAGGUGGCUACACAGUCAGGAAUGUGGCCCGAUGCUGGACGUUUGAGACUUCUCUUUUACUGGAUGAGUCCAUCAGCGAUGAGCUGCCUUACAGUGAGUACUUUGAGUACUUUGCUCCUGACUUUACGCUGCAUCCUGACGUCAGCACCAGGAUAGAAAACCAGAACUCUCGGCAGUAUUUGGAGCAGAUCCGUCAGACGGUGUUUGAGAACUUGAAGAUGCUAAACCAUGCACCCAGUGUUCAGAUCCACGACGUCCCCUCAGACAUUCUGAGCUACGAACGCACAGAUGAGCCCGACCCUGAUGAGAGAGGCGGCGAGGAAAACUACACGAGGCCAGAAGCAGCAAAUGAGUUCUACGAUGGUGACCAUGACAACGAUAAAGAAAGUGAUGUGGAAAUAUAACCAUGAACUUGUUUCCUUGACUGAGGAUUACAAUGGACACACGAAACGUCACAUUAAAUGCCCAACAAGGUUGUGGACAUUUAAAACUUUCAUUGUUUCCAUUUUUGUGUACAUGUACAAUAAAUUGUCAAAAUUUU